CUGACCCUUGUCUGUCCUGGCCCCGCACAGAUGUCCUGGCGUCCGCAAUACCGAAGCUCCAAGUUCCGGAACGUGUACGGGAAGGUGGCCAACCGGGAGCACUGCUUCGAUGGGAUCCCCAUCACCAAGAACGUGCACGAUAACCACUUCUGUGCCGUCAACGCCCGCUUCCUGGCCAUCGUCACCGAGAGCUCGGGAGGAGGCUCCUUCCUCGUCAUCCCCCUGGAGCAGACAGGCAGGAUUGAACCCAACUACCCCAAGGUCUGUGGUCACCAGGGGAACGUGCUGGACAUCAAGUGGAACCCCUUCAUUGACAACAUCAUUGCCUCAUGCUCGGAGGACACGUCGGUGCGGAUCUGGGAGAUCCCCGAGGGCGGGCUGAAGCGGAGCAUGACAGAGGCCCUCCUGGAGCUGCAUGGGCACAGCCGGCGUGUGGGGCUGGUCGAGUGGCACCCCACCACCAACAACAUCCUGUUCAGUGCCGGCUAUGACUACAAGGUCCUCAUCUGGAACCUGGACGUGGGUGAGCCCGUGAAGAUGAUCGACUGCCACUCGGACGUGAUCCUCUGCAUGUCCUUCAACACUGACGGCAGCCUGCUCGCCACCACGUGCAAGGACAAGAAGCUGCGCGUGAUCGAGCCCCGCUCCGGCCGUGUUCUGCAGGAGGCCAGCUGCAAAAACCACAGAGUGAACCGGGUGGUGUUCCUGGGGAACAUGAAGCGGCUUCUCACAACCGGGGUCUCCAGGUGGAACACACGACAGAUUGCCCUCUGGGACCAGGAGGACCUCUCCAUGCCUCUGAUCGAAGAGGAAAUUGAUGGGCUCUCCGGCCUCCUGUUCCCCUUCUAUGACGCUGACACGCACAUGCUGUACCUGGCAGGAAAGGGAGAUGGAAACAUCCGGUACUAUGAGAUCAGCACUGGGAAGCCCUACUUGAGUUACCUCAUGGAGUUCCGCUCCCCAGCCCCGCAAAAAGGCCUAGGGGUCAUGCCCAAGCACGGGCUGGAUGUGUCGGCUUGCGAGGUGUUCCGCUUCUACAAGCUGGUGACUCUCAAGGGCCUGAUCGAACCCAUCUCCAUGAUCGUGCCCCGGAGGUCAGAUUCCUACCAGGAAGACAUUUACCCCAUGACGCCAGGCACAGAGCCAGCUCUGACCCCUGAUGAAUGGCUGGGAGGCAUCAACCGAGAUCCCGUGCUGAUGUCUUUGAAAGAAGGUUAUAAGAAGUCCUCAAAAAUGGUAUUUAAGGCUCCUAUCAAAGAAAAGAAGAGCGUUGUGGUCAAUGGGAUAGAUUUAUUAGAAAACGUCCCACCCAGGACAGAGAACGAGCUCCUCCGCAUGUUCUUCCGGCAGCAGGAUGAGAUUCGGCGUUUGAAAGAGGAGCUGGCGCAGAAGGACAUCCGCAUUCGGCAGCUCCAGCUGGAACUGAAGAACUUGCGCAACAGCCCCAAGAACUGUUAGCUGUCCGCGGGGCUGCUUUCUACGCCGAUCUCUCCAUUGUUUCUACUCGUCCCUUAACUCCCCCUUAUCCUGUGACCCCAGAGACAGCGCCUGGAGGGGAGCUGGGGAGAGCCUGAGGGCCCCGCCUGCCACAGCAAGACUGGAAGCUGAUCUUUGACCUCUUGACCUCAUGCUAAUAGGAGUCCCCAGGCUCUCCUGGAGGACCCCGCUGGCAGCCCCUUUUCCUGCCACCUCCAGAAUCUCGGCUUCCCCCUGCUGGGCAAAGCACGGAUUCCCUGAGGGGUGCCCUCCGUGGACCAGGGAGCAGAGGAGGAAAGCAGACCCCAGUAGACUUAGAACUGGAACUUUUCCCUUGCAAAGGAGGCUGCUGUCAGGACAUCUCAGCACCCACUGCGGGGCUCCCCGCAUCCCUGAUGGACCACACUGUAAGGGCUGGAUGGCAGGUGUCACCUCUUCUCCCCUCCCCUCCCCCCUCUGCAGCCCUGGAAGCCAGAUUCCCCUGACAAGGGUUGCAAGCAGCCUCGCUCCUUUCUGUCUCUUGCCCCCUCUCUCUUGUCUUCAGGGAAUUAAGAGGAUUGCUCGCCAAGGCCAUAAUGACCCCUUGCCUUCCCAAGAUUCUCUUCAACGCUCUUGCAAUACCCUUUUCCCAUUUGAUUUGGGAGGCAGGCAGGGUAGGGAAUGAUGUCAUUUCACAAGUGACAGAACUGAGGGUUGCACUGGAGAGAAAUGACUUACUCAGUCACCCAACAGGUCAACAGUGGACCCGGGACCUCGGGUGUUCAGAACAUGCCAGGGCCCUUUCCACUGCAUCAAGAUGCCAAUCCCUGGGGGCUUCACCGGUGCCCAAGUAUCUGUGGAGAAUGAAACUGGAAGCCACUUCUACCGUCUGCCCAACACCAGUAGUGCCAAUGUGUCACACUGCCUAGUUGAGGCCCCUCACACUCGGUGCCCCUCCAUCUCCCUGGCCCCCGUGCCCUGCCCCCGCCCCAGGGGACUCCCUCUCAGAUGAGGCCUCUUCGUCCUGGAAGUGAGGCUGAGGAGGGUGGAGUCAGGCCCUGGGGAAGGCAGAGCAGGGGUGUCUGCUUCAAGGGGUGGAUGAUGCUCUGUGUGUCUCUCGCCGCUGUUAUCUCAGCCACUCUCAGCCUUACGCUUGUAGAAUGACCACAGUCCCUCCCGUCGGUAUUGCACUUUAAAGUUUACACAGUUCUUUGACACAUCGGAUCUCAUUUGAGUCUCGCAUCCGCUCCAGGGGUAGGGAGCACUCCUUCCAUUCUGCAGAUGAAGAGACUGAGAAGUGGCCUGAGGUCACAGGACUCUUGAGACACCACCUUUCAUCUGGUCUACACAUUCUCUUUUUGUUUCUUUUCUCCAUUUCCCACUACCCACGGUGUCCAUAAACACUGUUCUUCUCAGAAAAGUCACAGUUUGGGGUGAGAUCUGGCCCGGGAAUCAAGAAAUGGGUGUCCAUCCUUCUCUGGCUAGGAUCUACUAGACACAUUGUGCUCCACACCUGCUUUGCCCAUGGCCACCGCAGAACAUCCACCCACAGAGGUCAGGGUUCCCUCCAGGCACCCUGGGCAGGGAAAGCCCUCGACCCCUGGGGUUUUCCUCCAUGACCUUUCCACCCUCUGGGCCGGCUGAAGCAGGGUCUCCUCUCCCCCAGCCCCCUGCAGCUAGACAGUGUUAGCUCUCAUCUCCUCCUCCCCACACUUCUUGAGCUUUUUUUCUCCCCCAUUGACCUUUGUGGUCUUUCUGUGAUUAUUUAUGCUGCCUCCCAAGGAUAGAAUUGAAAUAAAAUGUUUUCAACUUA
Molecule: messenger RNA, 3268 nt
Organism: Myotis brandtii (Brandt's bat)
Lineage: Eukaryota; Metazoa; Chordata; Mammalia; Chiroptera; Vespertilionidae
Gene: CORO2B
Product: coronin, actin binding protein, 2B
Exons: 11
Coding region: 31-1458 (475 amino acids)
Biological process (GO): actin filament organization
Molecular function (GO): actin filament binding
Source: RefSeq, a predicted model, not a curated record